Messenger RNA from Cucurbitaria berberidis CBS 394.84, 1074 nucleotides. RefSeq lists its product as uncharacterized. The coding region runs from base 1 to 1074 and encodes 357 amino acids. The transcript has a single exon. NCBI's taxonomy places the organism in Eukaryota, Fungi, Ascomycota, Dothideomycetes, Pleosporales, Cucurbitariaceae. The record is from RefSeq and is a predicted model, not a curated record.
AUGUCACCCAUACCAAAUACCACAACAAGAGCUCAGGAGAAGAUACCAGCAAACAUUAUCCUCUCUCCGCGCGAGCUGAAGCAUUAUCGGCGAUGGCAGCAUCUCUACACAUCCCUCACACCCGCUGAGCAGGGCUACAUUCCAACAGCAAUGGAGUACGAAGAGUUUCAACAGUGGUUGAAGAGACAGGACUCGGGCUAUUUCUCAGACACCUUCGAGGAUAUUUCCGAUCACAUCAAGCCCAUGGACCUGGAUCCGUCUGCGUCCAGUCUUGAGUCACCAGUUGCAGCAAUCUGCCGCCACCCAAUGCAUCCGGUAACAGCGGAAAAAAUACGGUCGCGAUGUCCUGUCUGCACUAUCGAUGUGCAUAUCAAUUACAUGAAAGUGCUCUCACAAGCCCUCGAGGCCGCCGGCGGUCGAGCACCGUCAUGCACGCUUACUACGUCUCAACACCAAGACACCGUAUACAGCGCCUGGAGUCGGGAAAAGAUAUAUACACUGAAGGAGCUAUCGGAGCUCGAAAUGUUGGCCGAGCAAGAGGCCGAGUGGUUAGCAGCACAUCCGGAGCCAAAGUUCGAUUCCAUACAAACAGCCACCAAGGCGCUCGAGCUGUACUGGUUCGAGACCUUUGGCUUGCGAAAUGUCAAACCCGUCGCGAAGAAAGCAAGGAAGGUGGGGUUUACGGCAGAUACCAGGUUUGAGCUAGGACGUCCGCAAGCGUACUACUGGAAGCGGUCGCCGCGCUACGAGCCCGGCAAAUACGCGUUAGUUGAACAGCAAGAGGAUGAGGAAGGGGCCAUCUCCGAAGACUCGGAAGACUACUCCCAGGGAGUGGCAUACCACUUUGGAGCGACUUCGGAGCCAAUAAGGGAAGAUCCAUCACCAGAGGUCCAAGAACCACCACGAACAGAUAACCAAGUCGAAGAGCUCGAAGAGGAUGAUGACGAUAGUGACUGGGAAGACAUCGACCCCGAAGACGACAGCUCGGACCCUGGCGACGAAGUGGGCGAAGGAGACCACAUCUACUUUGAAAUUGAGGAAGAAGCAAGUUUCGUCGUCUUUGCUGACGACUGA